GUCCACUGCCCCGCGCAAUCCCCCACCUCAACCCCUCACCCUCCAUGAUUCCACCUUAAGAUGUCCCUCCUCUCCCUCCCAAACGAACUCCUCCUUCUCAUCGCGUCAUACCUCCCCUUCCCGCGCGACCUCUACGCGCUAACCCUCCCAAACAAACGGCUGCACACCCUCCUCGACCCUUACCUCUACAAACGCGACGUCAUCGAAAACCACAGCUCCGUCCUCCUCUGGGCCUCGCAACACGGCCACACAAUCCCCGCGAAAAAAUCCCUCGCCGCAGGCGGCGACCCCAACACCCUCGCAGAUGUCGACGAGGGUCCGCUGCACUGCGCGUGUAAUAAGGGAUAUGGCGAGAUUGUAGACCUCCUACUGGCAGCGCCAGGGGUUGAGCCUGAUCGAGUGAGUGCGCAUGGACAGACGCCGCUGUGCAUUGCUGCGAUGCGUGGGAAUGUAGCCCUUGCGCGCAAACUGCUAGGUACCGGGAAAGUCGAGGUGAAUAAGCCCGCGUUCGGCAAUUUCGCGCCCCUGGGUGUUGCGGCUGCGUAUGGGCGGGCGGCCAUGGUACAAUAUCUGCUCUCCGUUCCCGGGAUUGAACCCGACUUGCGGAAUGCGGCGGGGUACAGCGCGCUGACUGUCGCGGUGAACCAUUGGCACGCUGCCGCUGUGGAGCUCCUUGCUGGAGUGGAUGGCGUCGAUUUGGAGUUCCCUGAUCAAAUGGGGCGGUCGCCGCUGUCUGUGGCGGCGAGUAUGGGGGCCGUGGAUGUUGUGAGGGUGUUGUUGGCGUCGGGGAGGGUGGAUGUGAAUUCGCCGGAUGGGGCGGGGGAGACGCCGUUGGGGUGGGCGGCGAUUUAUAGGAAGCAUGAGGUGGUAAAGGUUUUGCUUGCGGUGGACGGGGUUGAUCGGUCCAAAUUGACCGGGAGGCAUCUUAUGGCCCUGGGGUGGGAGAGUAUUCUAUGAGGGUCUCAGUUCGAGUGACUCGGCUGAGGAAGCGGGUCUACCUGUGGCGGAUCUCUGCCGUGCCAACUCAGAAUGGUCUUUGAUACACUAUACACAGACAAGGAUCUGGUGAGAGCGUUACGCUUACGAGAUCCUACCUAAAGCUACGACUCAAGAUGGUCCACUGCAGCGCGCAAUCACAUCCCAUUGCGGACGUGUAGUAGUCCCAUGGCUGCGGGACCUGAGACGCGGGAAAGACGCUGAAGCUGCGCGACCGCAGUGGAGGGAGGGUGGGCACAUCCAUCGCUCAUAUCGUUUGUACUGGAGCCAACUUCCUGCCAACUCGUUCUGUAGCCAGCGGUAUUCACCAAGGAAGAAGUGCGGCCGGCAACAGAGCGGCGCCCCGAAAUAACUAGGAACAGCCCAGGUCAGCAUUGCUCAGAUUCAAUUCGAACCCGAUUGUCCCGGCAUCUGGAUCCCGAGAACUUAACUCGGCUUCAUGAAAUCUUUUGUAUCUCCAAGCACCACCCCACUUCAGCGGAUGCUGGAUGUUGAGAUUUGAACUUCCCAACCAUAGGCGCCAAAAAUGGCCCUCAUCCACCGCCCGGAAACACAAUCUUCGGAAAGCGAAGUCAGCUAAAGGCACGUGGCUGGUGCUGUUGUUGUAAUCAACUGCGUGGCUGGGGAGGCAUAUCAAGAGACCUGGGUAUUUGAUGCCGCCCAAUUUGUACAGCGAAUACGGACGGCUUUUGGACGAUCGAAACGAAAGGGAUGGGGCAACAUAUCAAAGAGGUUGCGAAGCGGCUUGGUUCCCCGCCUGUGAUGAGUAAUAUUCACGGGUGGAUCCUGUACUGCUUGCCAAGUAUCCUCUAGCACAUUAUGGGAGGCACGUUUGAGUAGGCAGCUUCUAUCACUCUGUGGGCGGCGCUUAGCUCCUGGAGUAAGCAGGAAGUGGCAAUGUGAGUCUCUGGAUCCCACAUCAAAUCAUGAAUUAGUCCCCAGCGAGCGAGUACCUUGCCUAUUGUUCCUUGGAGGGUCCUUCCCGUUCCCACGAUUCCCUGGCAUCUUGGGACCUGGUCCCUGAUUCGUGG
Molecule: messenger RNA, 2027 nt
Organism: Aspergillus calidoustus
Lineage: Eukaryota; Fungi; Ascomycota; Eurotiomycetes; Eurotiales; Aspergillaceae
Source: the annotation of a GenBank genome assembly